Molecule: messenger RNA, 1238 nt
Organism: Oryzias melastigma (Indian medaka)
Lineage: Eukaryota; Metazoa; Chordata; Actinopteri; Beloniformes; Adrianichthyidae
Gene: cltrn
Product: collectrin, amino acid transport regulator
Exons: 6
Coding region: 76-735 (219 amino acids)
Source: RefSeq, a predicted model, not a curated record
CUCAAAUCGUGGAAUACGGGGAGUUUCAUCUGAGCUUUUACAGUUUUCCUGCUCUGCUUCUUGUCGUGGAGGGAAAUGUUGGAGAGGGUCUUCCUCCUGCUGUGUUUUCUGCCUGUUCUGGCAGCAGAGACCUGCAAACCAAAUACUCCAAAUGGCCACAAAGUCCGGCUCAGCAUCAAAACGGCUUUGGGAGCUGAAGCCUAUGACUGGAAUGAAAACGAGCGGUUCCUUUUCCAAUCUACCAUGGCUUAUGCCAUGAGGAACUUGAAGGGAGAGAACUUUACAGUGUCCAACAUUGUGGUAUGUGACGAGACUCCAAGGGUGUCCUUCUGGUUCGUGGUAACGUCUCCCAAUGACCCUUCAAAAGUGGUUUCCAAAGGAGAGGUGGAAGAGGCUGUCAGAAAGUCCAGAAAUCGCAUCAACCAAGCCUUCAUGCUGUCAGACUCCACCCUGGAGUUCAUCGGCAUCCUCCCCACGCUGGCGGCGCCGGUUGAACCCCCCACACCCACAUGGCUGAUCGUGUUCGGGGUGGUGAUGGGUAUGGUUCUGGCGGGCAUCGUCAUUCUGCUGGCGCUUUCUUUCGUCCAGAAGAAACGAAAGAAGAACAAAAAGGCAGAUGUGGAGGAGGAGGAGGAUGAUGAAGGGACACAAGUGCAAACGGCUGAAAACGGCGCCACGAGAGUGGAUUAUUAUAAUAAUUCCUUUGCAGACGAUGAACGGUUCACUCACAUGUAGAUUUCCCAUAUUAAAGUCAACAUUAAGACGAGAUUAUAAGCCUUUGGAUACAUGAGGAGUUUUUAUGCAGACUUAUUAGCCUUUGCGGUUGCUGUCAAUAAUUCAGAUUAUAUUUUCAACGGAUUUUUGCAAACUUUUUUUGCUUUAUCAUAACUUGCUGACUGACUAACAAUGUUUGCAUGUGUUUUCUGAAACCUGCUCUUUGAUUCCCAAAACAAUUGUUCUGCUGUUUUGGAUGUUAAAUAAAUGUAGACAGAUUCAUGAUAUGUACAGAUGUAAUAAUUAUAAUAAAGUAACCUUACUUUAAAGAUUAUGGCAACUACUAACCACUAAACUAAGAUGAAACCCCGAUGUGUAAAAUUGUAUUCAAUGUUUUUGCAAAGUGAAUCUGCUGCCCUCUGCUGGUCAUUUAGGGGACACAAUUCUAAUUCACCAGAAUGUCAGAAAACAGGGAUGUCUGUUUGCAGAUGAUACAAUAAAACAUCUGUUUCUAUAAAACUGUC